GAGAGAGAGGGCGGGACUUUCCGUUACAUGGGUUCAGCGGUGAGAGAGAGGGCAGGAAUGUCAAUUACAGCGGAAAUUGAGGUAGACCGGGAUAACGCUUCAAUACCUAAUGCUCUCUCGUCCUUGUGCCUAAGAGGAUGCUGAGGCUUGGCAUUCCUCUGGCUCGUGCAUCAUUCAUCAGGGAACGUACGCUGGUCCGCGCGGACAGGCAGCCAUGGCGGCGCUCGUCGCUCCAUUCGAUGAUGAGCGGCAGGAUUCGUUCGUCUAUACGAUGGUUUCAGAUCACGAAAUUCGUAAAAGUGGCGUGAAGACGAAGGCAGAAGACGCUACGGGAGUCUUGGAGAGCCUCUCGGAACUACACAGAAGUAACCCUGGAGAUAUUUAUGGCAGCUCCAAGUCAAUGGAAAACCUUGUCAAAGAUGCUGAGGACAAGUUAUUUGUAUCCGUGUGCUUCCCAAAUGCUGAAAGAGAAUACGGCAGCGUCUCUCCCGCCUACGUAAUCACAGAGGACACGUGGUUGAGACAGGACGAGGUUUGGAACUCUCUGACUCAAAGCUAUGGCUGCGUAACACCCGUCGACUGGAAACGCUCCCGGACGUGCGCUCUUCACACACUCCCUCUCAAUCUGGGGCCAAGCCAAAGGAGGACUGAUGUAACCACAGAGCUGUCUGUCAGGGAGGAGGAGGAGGAGGAGGAGGAGGAGGAGGAGGAGGAGGAGGAGGCGGGGCUGAGGGAUCAGCUGGACAUGCACUCCAUUAUUGUCCCUUUCCUAAACCAGGAGCCUCUCUUCACAGCGGAGCAGGUGAUGGAGGAGCUAGAGGCGAUGAUGCAGGACUCUCUCGACCUGGAGGCCUCCUUAUCCUUGGAGGACCGCCGAGGCUCCGGUUACGAGGAGAGGCUAGGGGCCAUGUGUGUUGCCGAGCUGAACGAGCUCCUGCAGGAGACGGAGACCCACAUCCAGGCGUUCUCCGAGGAGCUGAUCCAGGAGCUGGCUCUGCGGGAGGAGCUGGACUUUGAGAAGGAGGUGAAGAACGGCUUCAUCGCCCUCCUCAUCGACGUGCAGAACAGGCAGAAGGAGCUCCGGGAGACGCUGAGGAGGAGGAAGAAGCUGAAGAACCCCCAGAGCCAGCCCGAGAGGACCCGUGGAGCACGUUUCAGCAUGGAGGGAUUUACCUCUGUGUUUCAAAACGGCUUCCGGCAAACUUUUGGUAGUGGAUGCAGUGAAACUCAGCAGUAUUUGACAACAUUAAUACCUUAUGAGAAAAGAGUUGGUCCUCCAUCAAUUGAAGACCUGCAAGUUUUGACCAACAUUCUUCAAGCUAUGAAGGAAAACAGUGACAAGGUGCCCAGUCUGCUGACAGACUACAUCCUCAAAGUUUGUGAAGGGACCCUGGAGUGUGCAUUUGAACGACCAAACAACUGCUGUGGAUGAACGAAUGAAUAAAUUCUAGCGAAUAUCUGAACGCAUGGUUUUCCAGGUAACUGCCAGAAGAACACCCUUUAUAUUAUUUUUGCAUUCAUUUCUUGUUGUUUUCCAUUCUCUUCUGUUUCAAUCCCUCCUCUAAUAAUAAACU
This is a messenger RNA of Gadus macrocephalus (Pacific cod), 1574 nucleotides long. Its product is annotated as fasciculation and elongation protein zeta-2-like. NCBI's taxonomy places the organism in Eukaryota, Metazoa, Chordata, Actinopteri, Gadiformes, Gadidae. Gene Ontology annotation, cellular component: axon; cytoplasm. The record is from RefSeq and is a predicted model, not a curated record. The coding region runs from base 215 to 1432 and encodes 405 amino acids. The transcript has 9 exons.